This is a messenger RNA of Drosophila rhopaloa, 1306 nucleotides long. RefSeq names its product cytochrome c1, heme protein, mitochondrial. NCBI's taxonomy places the organism in Eukaryota, Metazoa, Arthropoda, Insecta, Diptera, Drosophilidae. The transcript has 2 exons. Bases 237 to 1268 code for a protein of 343 amino acids. Gene Ontology annotation, biological process: mitochondrial electron transport, ubiquinol to cytochrome c. The record is from RefSeq and is a predicted model, not a curated record. Gene Ontology annotation, molecular function: heme binding; electron transfer activity.
AAAAUGUCAUUUAAAGACUUGUACACAUUUCAAUAUAUCCAUAACAUUUACAUAUUUCCUUCGAAAUGAUGAUUUUUGGCCAUCUAAGGACCAAGUCAACUGUUUUGUCCUAGAAUAUCCCCCACGUGGCGACAACCCUAGUGAAUGAAGUUUUGCAACACUGCGUUGACAUUUUGAAAAGGAAAGAGAUUCUUGUCAUUUUGAAAAAAAAAGUUUAGUGAAAUAUCCGAUCGAAUAUGGCCAAUAAAUUCCGGAAUUUGGGCGGCAAACUGUUCCAGCUGGCCAAUGGCAUCUUCAAUGGGACUUCGGUGCGUCCGCGGAUGAGUUUCCCGGGUCGCGCCUUUUCCGGCAGACAUCCGAAGAUGCUCGGGGCGUUGGGAGCUCUGACUGGAGCUGCGGGACUCUUGAUAUACGCCCUGGAGACCAGUGUGGACGCCUCCUCGGACUGCGUGCAUCCGCCACAUCAGCACUGGAACCACACUGGCCUGCUGUCCGCCUUGGACAAGGAGAGCGUGCGUCGAGGAUACUUCGUGUACAAGGAGGUGUGUGCCUCGUGUCACUCCUUGCAGUACAUGGCCUACCGCAAUCUGGUUGGAGUCUGCAUGACGGAGUCGGAGGCCAAGGCGGAGGCGGAGGCCAUAACCGUGCGAGAUGGCCCCAACGAUGAGGGAGAGUUCUAUGAUCGUCCCGGCAAGCUAUCGGAUCAUUUUCCCUCUCCCUAUGCCAAUGAGGAAGCCGCCCGUUCCGCGAACAAUGGCUCCUAUCCCCCGGAUCUCAGCUAUAUUGUAUCGGCUCGUAAGGGUGGCGAGGAUUACGUGUUUGCCCUGCUCACAGGAUAUUGUGAUCCUCCUGCCGGAUUUGCUCUAAGGGAUGGGCUGUACUUUAAUCCGUAUUUCUCAGGUGGAGCGAUUGCCAUGGCCAAAGCAGUUGAUAAUGAGGUGAUUACCUUUGAAGAUGCCAAUGUGGCGCCCUCGGCUGCCCAGAUCGCCAAGGAUGUGUGCGUCUUCCUCAAAUGGACAUCGGAACCGGAGUCGGAUGAGCGCCGUCUGCUGGUCAUCAAGGUUACGCUCAUUUCGGCCUUCUUAAUCGGAAUUUCUUACUACAUCAAGCGUUUUAAGUGGUCCUCGCUGAAGUCUCGCAAGAUCUUCUUCAUCCCCGAAAUGGAAGCCCAGGCCAAGAGAGAGGCGGAAAAGGCAGCUGAAGCCUUGACAAAGGCCAAGGAGCAGGAGUGCAACAAGUGCGAGAACAAGAACGAAAAGAAAGAAUAAUCUUGGUGUACCCUGAAAUAAAGGCUUUUGAAUUUAAA